This is a messenger RNA of Phyllotreta striolata, 2157 nucleotides long. NCBI's taxonomy places the organism in Eukaryota, Metazoa, Arthropoda, Insecta, Coleoptera, Chrysomelidae. The record is from the annotation of a GenBank genome assembly.
AUGGCUAAAAGAGAUUACGAAAAAGAUAAAGAGCAACUGAAGACUUUCUUAAUGGAAUAUUGCGUGCAAGACACCUCCGGCUCGAAGCAUUUUAAAUACUCCAACCAACUGACUAAACUAGCUCACCGUGAGCAAGUCGGAAUGUGGAUAGAACUCGACGAUGUAAAUGACUUCGAUGAUGACCUAGCUAAAGCUAUUCAAUUGAACGCCAGGCGCUACAACACAUUACUCGCCGAUAUUGUUCACGAACUUUUACCAACGUUUGUACAAAAAGACGUCACGGCUAAGGACGCUUUGGAUCUCUACAUUGAACAUCGACUGAUGAUGGAAAACAGACUGACGCAACCGAACGAGCACCGAGAAGCCAGGAAUAAGUUUCCUCCUGAGCUAAUGCGACGUUUCGAAAUUUACUUUCAAAAUCAAACCACGAACAAACCGAUGCCGAUCAGAGACAUCAAAGCCGAGCACCUCGGAACGCUGGUCACAGUACGAGGAAUCGUGACUCGUUGCACGGAAGUGAAGCCAAUGAUGCGAGUGGCUACUUACACUUGCGAUCAAUGCGGGGCCGAGACCUACCAGCCCGUCACCGGCCUGAAUUUCAUGCCGAUCGUGAUGUGCGAAAGCGAGGAUUGCAAGACCAACAAAUCGGGCGGUAGGCUCUACCUGCAGACCAGAGGAUCCAAGUUCGUUAAGUUCCAAGAGAUUAAAAUACAGGAACAAAGCGACCAAGUACCAGUCGGACACAUUCCUCGAACUCUAACAAUAUUCUGCCGAGGCGAAGUUACCAGACAAGCUCUUCCCGGAGACCACAUAGCGGUAACCGGUGUAUUUUUACCGCUGAUAAAGCAAGGCUACAGGCAGAUAAUCGGCGGUGCUUUGCCCGAAACUUACCUAGAAGCUCACAAAUUGAUAUGCCUCAACAAAAUGGAUUCAGACGCGUCUGAUCACCUCACUCCCGAAGAGCUAGCGACUUUGACUGAAGACGAUUUUUACACGAAGCUGGCCAUGUCGCUGGCGCCCGAAAUCUACGGACACAUCGACGUUAAGAAGGCUCUGCUCCUGUUACUAGUAGGAGGCGUAGACAAGAAACCCGACGGGAUGAAAAUCCGCGGCAACAUCAACAUAUGCCUAAUGGGCGAUCCCGGUGUUGCCAAAUCGCAAAUGUUGGGCUACAUCAACAGAUUAGCGCUGAGAAGCCAGUACACCACGGGAAGAGGUUCCUCCGGAGUAGGUUUGACUGCAUCGGUUAUGAAAGAUCCGAUGACCGGCGAAAUGAUGCUGGAAGGAGGAGCACUAGUGUUGGCUGAUCAAGGAGUUUGCUGCAUUGACGAGUUCGAUAAAAUGGCCGAUGAAGAUCGAACAGCCAUUCACGAAGUCAUGGAACAACAAACCAUUAGUAUAGCCAAAGCCGGUAUAUUAACAACCUUAAACGCCAGGGUGUCGAUUCUAGCAGCCGCUAAUCCGGCUUACGGUCGUUACAACCCCAAAAGGUCCAUAGUGCAGAAUAUCCAGCUACCCGCCGCACUGCUCUCGCGUUUCGAUCUACUCUGGCUCAUCCAGGACAAAGCGAAUCGGGACAACGACCUGAAGCUGGCCCAGCACAUCACCUACGUGCACAGGCACAGCAAACAGCCCCCCAUGGAGGUCGAGGCCCUCGACAUGAAGGUCAUGAGGAAGUACAUAGCCAUGUGCAAGCUGAAAGAUCCGGUUAUACCGGAGGAUUUAACAGAUUUUAUCGUCGCGGCUUACGUGGAACUGCGAAAAGUCGCGAGGAAUUCCAAAGACAUGACGUUCACGUCGGCGAGAAACCUCCUCGGUAUCCUGCGUUUGUCCACCGCCUUGGCCCGCCUGAGGCUCUCCGACGUGGUGGUGAAGGACGACGUGAACGAGGCCAUCAGGCUGAUGGAGAUGAGCAAGGAUUCGCUGACGCAGACGUUCGAGAACCAAGGACAACGGCCGCCCAACGUCAACGAUAAGAUAUUCGCGAUCGUGAGCGAACUGGCCGGCGACGGGAAGAGCGUGAUGGUGUCGAGCGCGCUCGAGAAGUGCGCGAGCAAAGGGUACAAUCCCGAUCAGGUGGACGCCUGCAUCGAGGAGUACGAGACUUUGAACGUUUGGUUGGUGAACCAAACCAGAACUAAGCUCACUUUUAUUUAA